This is a messenger RNA of Perca fluviatilis (European perch), 965 nucleotides long. It is a transcript of the gene gfer, whose product is annotated as growth factor, augmenter of liver regeneration (ERV1 homolog, S. cerevisiae). NCBI's taxonomy places the organism in Eukaryota, Metazoa, Chordata, Actinopteri, Perciformes, Percidae. The record is from RefSeq and is a predicted model, not a curated record. Gene Ontology annotation, molecular function: flavin adenine dinucleotide binding; flavin-dependent sulfhydryl oxidase activity. Gene Ontology annotation, cellular component: mitochondrion. The transcript is spliced from 3 exons. Gene Ontology annotation, biological process: liver development. The coding region runs from base 129 to 716 and encodes 195 amino acids.
UCAAAUAUUAUUUAAAAAAUAAUAAUAAUAAUGUGUCCAGUCAGAUGUAGCUGUAUUUUAACAGCCGGACAUCCCUGACGGUGUGUGGAUAGGUCAGUCAGAGUUAUUGGGUAAUAUAGAAAGCGAACAUGGCUGCGCCCACAGGACCGAGAGGAUCAUCUGCCGACGACCCGACCAGGUUUGAAGGUUUUCCGUUUGCAGUGGCCGCGAAACCACCGGAGGACAGCUCCGGUAAAGAGCACGUGCAGACCGGGGGUGUGAAAAAGAAGCCAUGCAGAGCUUGUACGGACUUUAAAUCAUGGAUGAAGAUCCAGAAGAAGCAGACGGCAGCUGCUGUACAGGAGACCCAAGCUGCUGAGGUGGAGCCACAAGACCCACAGUGUCCAUUGGACAGGGGAGAGUUGGGGCGUAACACCUGGUCCUUCCUGCACACUAUGGCAGCGUAUUACCCUGAUCAACCAUCUUCUACCCAGCAGCAAGAGAUGGGGCAGUUCAUCAACCUUUUCUCCAAAUUCUUCCCAUGUGAUGAAUGUGCAGAAGACCUUAGGGGCAGAUUGAAAACCAACCAGCCGGACACCAGGAGUCGCCAUGCUCUUUCUCAGUGGCUCUGUCAUAUUCACAAUGACAUCAACGUCCGGCUGGGCAAGCCUGAGUUCGACUGCUCCCGUGUGGAUGAGAGGUGGAAAGAUGGAUGGAAAGAUGGUUCCUGUGACUGAGUGAUGGAGGAUGCGAGGACUGAGCUUAGACCUGGGAGGAGAAAUUCUUUGUUUCAGUUCAAAACCUUUCAGUGGGAACAUCACAAAGUGGAGCUCACAUCUCUAUUGUGGAGAAACUUUACGUGAAGAGAGAUAGGCCAUGUGGUGCAUUUCAAAUUCUUGUUUUGUGGUCAGUUGAUAUAACUGGUGGUAAAAAAAAUGUAAAGAUACAAAAUUCAUUGUAAAUGCGUCACUGAACCUCUUGUUAAU